CAAAGUAACCAACUCUUUCAUCCUGUCACACGCUCACAUCCUCCCUCGGAAUUCUUGUUAAACCCGACCCAACCACCAAAUCACCAUCGGAGCUCGUUGGCCCGAUAUCAUCCAAAGAUUCUUGCUUUUUGGACUCAGCUGUGCUGCUAGUCGGCGGUGGAGUUCUUUCCGCCUACUCCCGCCGGCGGAGAAAUCAGUAACUUUUUUUCCCUGUUUCUAUUUACAAAAUCUGGUCUUGUUGGCGCGUAUAUGCACGGAGAAGCUUUCAAUUAUCCUCUUGAAACUUUUAUGGUUCGCCUAAUCUAAACGUCCGAACUCCAUUCUGAUGCUAGACACACUUGGUUUAUGAAGCUUGUCCUAGCUCUAAUAUUGCCCAAUGAAUGCCCCAAUUAUAGAUCCACUGCAGGGGGAUUUUCCAGAGGUGAUAGAAGAGUAUUUGGAGCACGGGGUUAUGAAAUGCAUUGCAUUUAACCGGAGGGGAACUCUUCUUGCUGCUGGAUGCUCUGACGGAAGCUGCAUUAUUUGGGAUUUUGAGACCCGAGGAAUCUCAAAAGAAUUGAGGGAUAAAGACUGUCUUGCUGCCAUCACUAGUGUAUGUUGGUCAAAGUAUGGCCACCGCAUACUUGUAUCAGCCGCUGAUAAAUCAUUAACACUCUGGGAUGUUGUCAAAGGAGAGAAGAUUAUGCGCAUAACCCUUCAACAAACCCCAUUGCAUGCUCGUUUACAUCCCGGUUCCUCAUUUCCAACUUCUUGCUUGGUGUGCCCUUUGUCAUCAGCUCCAAUGAUUGUUGACUUGAACACUGGAAGCACAAAAGUACUUCCCGUUUCAACUCCUGAUGCAGGAGGGAGUGGACUGGCACCACCUUCACGCAAUAAAUUUUCAGACGGAUCUGCUCCUUUCACUCCUACAGCAGCUUGCUUCAACAAGUAUGGAGAUCUGGUUUAUGUUGGAAAUUCAAAAGGGGAAGUACUCAUAAUUGACCAUAAAACCGUCCAAGUGCUUGGCAUUAUUUCCACUCAAGGAGGUGCUGUGGUGAAGAAUAUUGUAUUCAGCAGGAAUGGGCAAUUUCUUUUGACAAACUCUAAUGAUCGUACACUCAGGAUUUAUGAAAAUCUUCUUCCAUUAAAAGAUGGACUGAAAAGCGUGUAUGAUGUAAGUAAUAACUUGAAUGAGCUAGAAGGAGUAGAGAAACUUAAAGCUGUAGGGUCUAAGUUUUUAACCUUAUUUAGAGAGUUUCAAGAUUCCAUCACCAGAGUGCACUGGAAGGCACCAUGUUUUAGUGGUGAUGGUGAGUGGUUGGUUGGUGGUUCUGCUAGCAAAGGAGAGCACAAGAUCUACAUCUGGGAUAGGGUUGGACAUCUUGUUAAAAUACUUGAAGGGCCAAAGGAAGCCUUGAUAGAUUUAGCGUGGCAUCCUGUCCACCCUGUUGUUGUUUCUGUUUCAUUGACGGGAUUGGCCUAUAUUUGGGCCAAGGAUUACACUGAGAAUUGGAGCGCAUUUGCUCCAGAUUUCAAAGAACUCGAGGAGAAUGAAGAGUAUGUAGAAAGGGAAGAUGAAUUUGAUCUGGUGCCUGAAACAGAGAAGGCUAAAGAACCCGAUGUCAAUGAAGAUGAAGAAGUUGACAUUGUGACAGUGGAGAGAGAUACAACAUUCAGUGAUUCUGAUAUAUCGCAGGAUGAAGUUCUCUUCUUGCCAGUCGAUCCAACACCUGAUCAUCUUGAGCAGCAGGACAAGUGUGUCAGUAGUACUUCAAAGCUAGCGGAUAGCAACCAGUCAGGAUCCCCUCACUCCGAAAAGGCUGAGCGGAACGGGCAGACGGCUAACCAUGAAGCCAGUCCAUCUGAAGCAAUGGAUAAUUCUACUGCAGAAGAAACUAGUGCAAAAGGGUUGAGAAGAAAAAGGAAGCCUUCUGAGAAGGUAUUGGAGUUGCAAGCUGAAAAGGUUAAAAAACCUUCUCAGAAGAAAACAUCUGGUAAACGCCAAAACUAGAAGUAAUGAAUAGUUCAAGAGGGAGUUAGUUUUUGAAACUUUUGUGGUGGAAUCCAUAAAUCCAUUGAGUAUUUCUAUUGUAUCAUUACCUGAUCCACUCCUAUGACAAUUUUUAAUUCCCCAAUCUGUUUUGAGGUAGAUUAUGAAUUUAUGACCAGGCAUUAUCACCUUUUUGUCAAUACCUAGUGUCUGCUAUUUUAUACUAUUUUUUUGAAAAUGAAUUUCUUGAUCGGUGCAGUCUUAAUUAUUUAUCUGCUGGCAAGCAAUCUGCAAACAUUGGGCAGACUGACGUGUCUUCGUUCUCUUCUGCCACUCUUUUUGAGUUCAUAUUAUUGGCAGUAUAACUGAUAAUUCAUUGUAGAUCCUCAAAUAUAGAUAUUUCUUAUUGAAUGCAUUAAAUGCUCGGCCCGAAUGUGUAGAGCAGUCAUUAGACAUUUAGAGCCCGUUUGGUAAUACCUAAAUCGGCUGCAUUGGCUGAUCCUGCUGAAAUUAUGAAUUUGACUUAAGUGGUUGGAUUGGCUGAUUCUAUUGAUUUAUGAAAAAAUUAUAUUUUAAAUAUAUUUUAUUAAUUAAAUAAAGGAAAAAAUUCAAAAAAUUAACUAAAAUGAGCCUCUACAGUAACUUCAACCAAUACAGCCAGAAAAGUAACUUCAACCUUACUUUUCCUUAUUAUUACACAAUUCAGCUUGCAAAAUCAAAAGUUAUGUGUUUGUGAAAAGUUGGUUGAUAAGCCGAAAAACAAGGUCACCAAAUGAGCUCUUAAAGUAAAAUGUUUUACCCUGUAUGCUGUUUAUGCUGUUCACCGGACAGGUUAUAGUUUUUUUUUGAAAUCUAAACUACACACAUACAUCCUUUAAUUUACAUCUUAAGCGUCAUGGUUCUUUCUUUCUUCUUCUUAUUAUUUUAAUCCCAUUGGUAUGUUGAACUUUGCAGGAUCUAUCUUUACUUACCAAACAUCGAAAAAGCUUUUUCAUGAAAAAUAUAUCCCUUUUUUCAUCUUUAAGUGAAGAAAACAUGGAGUUAGAAAAAAUGUUAAUGUUCAUAACAAGGCGUUUGUGAUCAUGGUAGUGGAAUCUUGACAAACACAAUGUUCUCAUGAUACUUUUUUUUAAUCCUAGACUCUCAAGAAUCCAGCUCAAACCCUGGAGAUAAGUAAAUUUGAGUCUCGAACAAUCCGCUAUGUUCCCAACUAUCAUUUAUAUACCACCGUGCACAAGAAAUUGCUCUUAAGUAAUUGAUUUCGCUUGUCCUCAUGUUACUAGUACAGUUCCGGGGAAAACCGCUACUGAUUGGUCAAACACUGUCAGAUUCCCAACAAGAAGCCAACUCCCACGCUGCCGCUUGAGGAGAGACAAAUUUCUAAUUGCGCGAUUACUCAAGCUAGCCCAUGGGGGCAAGAGGAUCGUCAUUUGAGAAAACCCUCCCAAAGUCACUUCCUUGGUGACUUGAACCCAAGUUCUCCCACAUGAGGAUGAUCUUAAGUGUGGGGUGUGAUCCAUUUGGACCACUUCCACUUGUCAUGUGCUUAUGAUACUAUUAUUGAGUACUUUGGGGUAUCAAGUACAUCUACCCCAUUGAAGCAAGUACAGAAGUCUAUACUGAAGGAAGUGAGUCCCUGGAAUUAAUCUAAGUACCCGUCACAUGCUCCAAUGCUGAGUUUAGCUUACACGAUCACUUAGCCUUGAACGUUGUGUUCUACAUAGGACAUUUCCAAAAAUAUACUAUCGUAUAUUUUAAUGAUUCUGCUUUAGUAUAUUGAACACUUGAGUUGGAGUUUGGAUACUUCAUACUUGUUAAACUGACAGUCACGGGAAGUAAUCAAUAGUCAUUGCAUUUUUGUUAGACUCUAUAAUUUUUUGCGUCCUUUGUUGCAAGAGGAAAAGAUUGUGGUUCAUGUGCUUGGAAGUGUUCAGAGGUAGUCAAGUAGCAGUUUCCAGUAAAGCCAGUUUCUCGUUUUACAUUCCAUGCUAUUGUUUAUGGUGGGUGAUACAUUCUGCUACACAGGAUUUCAUAUUUGGUCAUCGGCUUGGGCUCCUCUAAUCAAUUGGUGGACAUGGUACACUAUAACGAAUUUCCAUUUGGUAGUCAGUUCUUUCAUGAAGAGUUGGGAUGGUUUCACUUGUACUGAAUUUUUUAGGUUUAAUCUGAACUAGUUUGAACUGUCUUGUCUGUUUAGGUCCGGGUGAUAUGGUGUAUUUUACUAUCUCUCUGUCUCUAUGGUUGAUGUUUGUGCAGAGAAAAAUAAUAUUGACCACAAUUUUGUUUGAGAUGGCCAGUUGAGGAAAGUUGAC
Messenger RNA from Cuscuta epithymum, 4281 nucleotides. NCBI's taxonomy places the organism in Eukaryota, Viridiplantae, Streptophyta, Magnoliopsida, Solanales, Convolvulaceae. The record is from the annotation of a GenBank genome assembly.